GUUGCAUUUUUUGAAAAACAAAUUCUUUCAAUAAGUGUCGAUAGUUUUGCGUGUAAAACGCCAUAUAUAUUCCAUUUAUAUAUACCAGCACAUGUUAUUUUUAGUUAAUUCAGAAUUUAAUGUAUUUUUAACGAAAAAGGGUUAAAAACCGACAGCCAUUGAAUGUGACGUAAUAUUCCUCAGCCUGAAUCGCUUGACAAAUUCAAAAGUACUGGCGGUUUGAAGUCGGUCCUUCAAUUUAAAUUCAUUUAAUAAUAAUAGUACAAAUGUUAAGAUAAUUAAUUCUAAAGAUAUAAAAAUAUGGUUUUAUUUAGUUUAAACCACAUCUCUUGAUUACUGGAUGUUGAUUCCUGCUCAAAGUCGUAAACCGUGUGUACAUUAGCACAGGAGAAACUCUUUCGCCGUGUUGACUGCAAUGGCUCCUCUCAAAUUUGUCAUUAAGUGUGGGAACUUUGCUGUGCUGGUGGAUCUCCACGUCCUGCCCCUGGGCGGCCAAGACGACGCCAGCUGGUUUACUACAAGCUAUAUCAAGGAAGUUACAACCCUGGUUCGUGAUGCUGUGGAUCAAAGAGUCAAGCACUACACCGAAACCGUUCUUCACAGAAAUCAGUCAAAACACAGAAAGGAGCUGGCACCUGCUUCCGCAUUUAGCAUUAAAGGAAAAAACUUCAACUUGGUUGCCAAUUUUCUGAAGCGUCACUUUAACCUCCGAUGUAUUGUGAAGCAGCUUCCCGGUGAAUUGCGUGUGUUUCCUGAGCGCUACGUGGUGUGCGUAAGCCGUCCAGAGGAUGCUGCAGUGCACUAUGGAAAACUGAACCCAACCACAACCGAGCUGAGCGAACAAAGCAGAUCCGAAUAUUUUUCCAGAGAGGGAGAAAUCCAAGAGUCUUUCAACUGCGCCACAAAAAUAAAGAAGACCGGUCUUCAAAAGAUAGCCAAGAAAGCGAGUGUCCAGCAAGAGCACUGGGAUCCCGGUGUGGGGGAGCAGCAAACUGAGCAAAGAGUCGAGGAGUCAGAAACAAACCCCAAGGAAAGUGUGUCCAACCUUCCAAACAUUGAGCAGCAAGUACUAUGCUCCGAUGCUGCGUCUCAGAAUGAGGGCUGGACCUAUCAGCAGGAACCUCCAGAAAGCAUCGACCCAAACGUGGCCUCAGAAGGCGUCUUCCCGCAUGAAAUCAGUCCGAAAACCAGGCACAGCAAGAGGUCUAAACCCAGCAACGCAGGAGAAGACCCUCGCCCACAGAAGGCCAAGAGGACCGGCCUCAAGAGACCUCCGAACACAGUGCAAACUCACUCUAUCGAGAGCUUCACACAAAUACCCGAACAGGACCGUCUUCCUCUGCCGCCCCUUCCUCCACAUGAAACAGAGGCAGAGUCCACGGCUUUCCCAGUCUCCAAGAAAACCACAGUGGAAGUGGAGCUGCUUACUCCAGGGAAACGGGACCAGAGGCUCCCCCUCAUAAGCAAUAACACAGCACAGACAAACCAAAACAGGCUGGCCACAAGUCUGAGGGGCCUAUCUGUCAAGCUUGCAUCCUCGGGCUCCUCUAUUGGUUCCAGAUCCACACACGGGGAGGAGGGAAGUCAAAAUGUGCCCAGAACCUCCAGAUUACGGCGACAGAAGAGGUCCUGAGGGGGACAAGACGAGCUACAGUAAAGAUGCCUGACGCCAUAGAGAUAGAAAUGAAAUUGUGUCAAGCAGUCAACCCCCCAAUCCCCCCACCCCCGCAUACGUACGCCCACAUGGCUUUUUUACUACAAUUACUAUUCUUUUCACACAAAGCCACACAUGCAGAUCCAGCGCAGAACACAUAAUUGAUACAUGAACGUUUUUGAGUUAUGCUUUGUCAAAUACUUGAAACAGACUUCGCCUCCACCCAUAAGUAGUGGUGGUCAAGAGAGGCUUGCAAAUGAAAGUCAAAAACCCUUAAUUGGAGUUUAGACUCGGGUUUUGUGUUAAAGAUUGGGGAUUUCAGACAGGCAGGAGCCAUGCAGUACGUCAUAGCUUUCAGUCUGAAAUCCUGGCUCCUACGUGUCUGAAAAGUGUCCGCUUUCUUCGCCGAAGCUCUGGUGUGAUUGAUGGCUGUUUCCAGAUUGACUUCAUCUAUACGGCUUGUUUUGAUUUCUCAUUCAUACUUUAUUUUCAUUCAUGCACAGCUUUGGCUUUAAAUUAUUGACUGAAUAUGGGAAGUAUAAUGAUCAUUAUUUUCACUGAAUAUAUUAGCUGCACGCACAGACCUUACAGCUAGGAGACCAGGGUUCAAUUCCU
Molecule: messenger RNA, 2269 nt
Organism: Doryrhamphus excisus (bluestripe pipefish)
Lineage: Eukaryota; Metazoa; Chordata; Actinopteri; Syngnathiformes; Syngnathidae
Gene: slx4ip
Product: SLX4 interacting protein
Source: RefSeq, a predicted model, not a curated record